Strongyloides ratti is the source of this 1239-nucleotide messenger RNA. RefSeq names its product ShKT domain-containing protein. Bases 1 to 1239 code for a protein of 412 amino acids. The record is from RefSeq and is a predicted model, not a curated record. NCBI's taxonomy places the organism in Eukaryota, Metazoa, Nematoda, Chromadorea, Rhabditida, Strongyloididae. The transcript is spliced from 2 exons.
AUGUUUUAUAUUAAUAUAUUUUUAAUAGCUUAUAUUAUUGCUACUAUCAUUAUAUUUUAUCAAUAUUUUGGGUAUACAAAAGAUGAUUGUAUUGAAGAUAUAGCUUAUUGUAUAAAAAAUUAUAGUAAAAAUAAUGAAGAAGUAAAAGCUAAAUGUCAAAAGUACAUUAGAGAUGAUUGCACGUGUCCAAUUGGAUCUAAUUUUCAAUGUUGUGAUCUUGUUGAAAAUUGCCUUGAUUAUGAUCAAUUUUGUCGAACAAAAAAUUAUCGAAAAUAUAUGAAAAAAAUUUGCCCCUAUACAUGUGGCUUUUGUGAUCGUCCUGAUCCAGUAGGCGAAAAAUGUUUUGAUAAAUAUGAUAAAUGUUUUGAAAGGCGCCAUAGAUGUUGGUAUGAAGAAUUUAAUAUGAUUAUUACACGAAGGUGUUCUUAUACUUGUGGAAUAUGUGUAAAUAAAACAGGUUCAGUUUAUGAUUGUUUUGAUAAAUAUCAUAGAUGUUAUGAACUUAGAAGUGAUUGUACAUCACCAAUUUAUCAAGAUUAUAUGAGUGUUAUGUGUACAGAUACAUGUGGUUAUUGUGGUGAAGCUUCAACUUUAUCAACUUCAUUUGAUGAAGAUGAAGUAACACCUAACAUAAUUUCUUCAAGUUUAAUUAUAGGAUCUUUAACACCCCCCAUAACUACACUAAUUCCCAUUAUAGUUUCAUCAACCACUGCACCAAUAGUUUCAUCUACUACUACACCAAUAGAUUCAUCUACUACUACACCAAUAGAUUCAUCUACUACUACACCAAUAGAUUCAUCUACUACUACACAAAUAGUUUCAUCUACUACUACACCAAUAAAUUCAUCCACUACUACACCAAUAGAUUCAUCCACUACUACACCAAUAAUUUCAUCUACUACUACACCAAUAAUUACAUCAACUGUUGCACCAAUAGUUACAUCAACUGUUGCACCAAUAGUUACAUCAACUACUACAACAAAAGUUCCACCAAAUAUUGCACCGACAGUUCCACCAAAUACUGCACCAAUAGUUCCACCAAAUACUGUACCAAAAACUAUACCAAGUACUGCACCUACAACUAUCAGAACACAACCACCAAUUAUCAGAACACAACCACCAAUUAUCAUUAUUCCACGAACCACUAAAUCACCUAGACCUAUAAUGACAACAAGAGGAAUUAUAAGAACAACAAUACCCAGGAGGUUUCGUUUGCGUAAAAGAAUAUAUUGGAAAUGA